Molecule: messenger RNA, 3251 nt
Organism: Physcomitrium patens
Lineage: Eukaryota; Viridiplantae; Streptophyta; Bryopsida; Funariales; Funariaceae
Product: serine/threonine protein phosphatase 2A 57 kDa regulatory subunit B' beta isoform
Biological process (GO): signal transduction
Cellular component (GO): protein phosphatase type 2A complex
Molecular function (GO): protein phosphatase regulator activity
Source: RefSeq, a predicted model, not a curated record
GGGAAUGGGAGGGCACCACCGCGUCACGAGGCAGAGGCGCUAGGCUAUGCGGGUGUCGUCGUCGUCUCAGUUGCUUUGCUUUGCUCUACUGCUCUCCCUGGUCUCGUCGCAUUCCGAGGCCCGACUACUCUCGGCUCGGCCCUCGCCCCCCGUCCCUCUUGCUCUGCCCUUGUCGCUCUCUCGCGCUCUCUUCUGUUCUGCUCUGCGAGGGCCGCACUUGCACUUGCCUUGGCUUCUCCUCCCCUCUCUCUGCCAUUCCGGCUGCCGCCCUCUUCCCGCACCAUUGCCGCCCUCUUGGGAGCUCUGCUGGGUGCUUCCUCUUUCGAAAUCGCGUUUGCGUUUCUGUGCUUGGCGCUUCCUCUCCCUUUUUGCCUGAUUCUUGUCGCUAGCGCGGGUCGAAUUUGGAGGAGCGCUCGGUGGCGUCGUUGCUGUGGCUGAGCGGCUUCUUCUGCUUCAGGUUCGUGCGUUUUUGGGUGCAAACGCUCUAGGGUUUUGCAUGCUUGAGAGGUUUCUGGAUCCGGGUCGGGGGUGGAGUUUGGUUGCGACGGCGGACGGGUUUGGGGUGGAGGUCGAUUGCGGAGCGCUCGGUCGUUGGACGGUGGUGCUGGAAUCUUCCGGAUGUUGUUUGGUGUCGUGCGAGCUGUGUCGCGCAUUUGGGGCAUUGGUCCGAGGACGAGAAGACGCAGUUUGGGUUAGCUGUGGAAUUGGAUGUUAGCUGACGUGCGCGGAAUCGAAUUGGGAGCGUGCACGCCGGCUCCAGUCGAGGGGGUUUGGAUUUUGUAAAGGUCGUAUUUGAGGGUUUUCGAGCCCCAUUGGAGUGGUGGUCGUGUUGUGGAUGUGGGUCAAGGGUAUGCCUGGUUGGUGGAAACGGCGAUUGUGUGGGACAGUUGCGUGAUAGCUCUUCGGGGCAUGAGGGCACGAUACAGGAUGGCCAGUCUGUGAGAUGAACAGGAGCACCCGGGCCGGCUGCGUACCGAUGCGGCUUGUUGUGGCGGUGGUUUAGAGCGACUUGCAAAUGCAGUGGUCGCUGGGAAGCCAGCAUUUGAGGAGAGUGUGGUAUUAGGUCAGGGAUUGGGACUGCUCACGGACACAAGAGGACCAGAGAUGGUUUUCAAGUUGAAGCGCGUGAUGCAGCGCGGGACCAAGGGGAAGAACGACAAUAAUGAGAAAGCUGACGCAUCCGCGUCGGCACCCAACACAUCUGCUUCAGCUCCUGCGGGGGUGGUAGGUCAGGCAGCUGCCAGCAAAGCCGGCAACAAUGUGGGGGCGCGAGCAGCGGUUGGUGCCCCUGGCGGCAUCAAGGCGGGAGGUCCUGCAGCAGGUGCGCAGGCGGGUGGAAGGCAGGUGGAUGCGGGGAAGAUGGCGCCGGGGGCAUUCGAGGCGCUGCCGUCGUUCAGAGACGUGCCGACCUCGGACAGGCAGAGCCUGUUCGUUCGGAAGCUGGUCCUGUGCUGCCAUACGUUCGACUUCACGGAUCCGACGAAGAAUGUGAGGGAAAAGGAAAUCAAGCGACAGACGCUGCUGGAGCUGGUGGACUACGUGACGUCGGGGUCGGGGAAGUUCACGGAAGCGGUGUUCGAGGACAUCACGAGGAUGCUGGCGGCGAAUCUGUUCCGAACGCUGCCCCCGUCGUCUCACGAGAACACGGGUUCGGAGAACUUCGACCCGGAGGAGGAAGAGCCGACGAUGGAGCCGGCGUGGCCGCACCUGCAGAUCGUGUACGAGUUUCUGCUGCGGUACGUGGUGUCGAGCGAGACGGACGCGAAGCUGGCGAAGCGGUACAUCGACCAUUCGUUCGUGCUGAGACUGCUGGACCUGUUCGACAGCGAGGACCCUCGGGAGAGGGAGUACCUGAAGACGAUAUUGCACCGGAUAUACGGGAAGUUCAUGGUGCACCGGCCGUUCAUCCGGAAGGCGAUAAACAACAUAUUCUACAGGUUCAUAUUCGAGACGGAGAAGCACAACGGGAUCGCGGAGCUGCUGGAGAUACUGGGGAGCAUCAUCAACGGGUUCGCGCUGCCGUUGAAGGAGGAGCACAAGCUGUUUUUGGCGCGGGCGUUGACCCCGCUGCACAAGCCGAAGUGCGUGUCGAUGUACCACCAGCAGCUGUCGUACUGCAUAAUCCAGUUCGUGGAGAAGGACUUCAAGCUGGCGGACGUGGUGAUACGGGGGCUGCUGCGGUACUGGCCGGUGACGAACAGCCAGAAGGAGGUGCUGUUUCUGGGGGAGUUGGAGGAGGUGUUGGAGGCGACGCAGAGCGCAGAGUUUCAGAGGUGCAUGGUGCCGCUGUUUCGACAGAUCGGUCGGUGUCUGAACAGUUCACAUUUCCAGGUUGCGGAGCGUGCGCUGUUUUUGUGGAACAACGAUCACAUUGUGAGCCUAGUGGCCCAGAAUCGGCUGGUGGUGCUACCGAUCAUCUUUCCGGCGUUGGAGAGGAACACGAGAAGCCACUGGAAUCAGGCGGUGCACGGGCUGACGCUGAACGUACGAAAAAUGUUUCUGGAGAUGGAUCAGGAGCUAUUCCAGGAAUGCCAACGGAAGUAUCAAGAAGAUGAAGCGAAGGCGAAAGGGAUGGAAGAAGUGCGGGAGCAAACGUGGAAACGACUUGAGGCUGCCGGAAGGCAGAGUAGUAAUUCGAGCAGUGACAAUGCCCUUGCAUCGUCGAAUGAUGUGCCGAUUGUAAGGACGGUUGCAAAGGGCACAUCAGGGACAGGAACCCCAAUAGCCGCUCAGGGUGCAGCUCCAAUGUUGGGAAAGUAGCCUUUUUUCUUGUUCUCUCUAGCAUGAGAUGUACGAUGGUGAAGUUGAUGACACAGGCGAAGAGUGCGCUCCAGCUUUGCUUCUUUUUUCUUUUUUUCUUGUUUUCUUUGUCUUGCUUUAUUUCUUUCUUUCCUUCUUUUUUAUUUUUCUGUAUAGAGGUAGGUUAGGAACAGGCCCCUGGGGGUUUGCGUGAAUCACAUUGUGGCGUUCGUCAUUUGAAAGAUGGUUCAUCUGCGAAUCGAUGGAUGUGAAGAUUUGGUUAGUAGCCAGUGAUAUCUUUCUCUGGAAGUAAAUAGUUAGGGAUUUGGAAAGGAGUUCUGCACAGUUAUGGUGGUAGUGCAGAAUUGAGUAUAACAUUACAGGAAGAGUGGUGACAGUUGGUGAGAGAAAGCAUUCCAGCUGUGGAGACGUGCAUUGUAGCACAAUUACUUUAAUAUUGAUCAAUCAUCCCGUGUGCCCAUAAGAGGGCGGUUGUGUCAUUUGGAGAUGCA